Messenger RNA from Blastocystis hominis, 594 nucleotides. RefSeq lists its product as hypothetical. Lineage: Eukaryota; Bigyra; Opalinata; Blastocystidae. The transcript has a single exon. Gene Ontology annotation, molecular function: glycosyltransferase activity. The record is from RefSeq and is a predicted model, not a curated record. Bases 1 to 594 code for a protein of 197 amino acids.
AUGUCGGAGGUGGACACACUUCGAAGUGCUGCCUAUAAGUAUUAUGGCAUUUCCUUACCACGGCACGUUCUCACACGACCUCGCGUUCUGGUCAUUCUUCGUGAAGCCAUUCAUGGAAAUCUUCCUGGCCGUGCUAUUGAGAAUAUUGACGAGGUUCGGUCCUUCUUUAAACAGAAUCAAGAGCAAUUCGAGUUAUUGGAACAGAAGUUGGAGUUGCUCAAACCAAGCGAGCAAGUCUCGAUUCUGGCGAAUACGGACAUUUUUAUCGGUGCUUUAGGCUCUGGAUUUGUUAAUGUGGUUUACAUGCUUCCCGGGAGUGUAGCGAUUUCGUUCUCUCCUCCAAACAUCGGAGGACUGUUUUUCAACACUCUCUCGGAGUUUGCAAGGGUUCAUUACAUUGGAGUGUUCAACAGCAGCGUACCGUUCCCUCCGGAGUGUAAGAACAGAAUAAACGCAAACGGAGAAUCGGUGAUCAGGGCCUGCGUUGAUCGUUUACACGCAAGUGACAUUUUCAUCGAUCUGCGCAAGCUGGAAGUGUUGAUGGAUGCAGCCAUGCUCCACUUGAAGAGUCAUAAGUAUAGCAUGUCUCUUUAG